Trichoderma aggressivum f. europaeum is the source of this 654-nucleotide messenger RNA. RefSeq lists its product as uncharacterized. The transcript has 3 exons. The coding region runs from base 1 to 654 and encodes 217 amino acids. Gene Ontology annotation, cellular component: ribosome; cytosolic small ribosomal subunit. Gene Ontology annotation, biological process: ribosomal small subunit assembly; translation. Gene Ontology annotation, molecular function: structural constituent of ribosome; rRNA binding; mRNA binding. NCBI's taxonomy places the organism in Eukaryota, Fungi, Ascomycota, Sordariomycetes, Hypocreales, Hypocreaceae. The record is from RefSeq and is a predicted model, not a curated record.
AUGUCUGACGGUGGUGAAAUCGAGAUCGAGAACUCCGUCGUUACCGACGCCCUCCCCAAGGAUAUUGUCAAGGAGGUCGGCAACGUCAAGCUGUUCAACAAGUGGGACUACGAUGUCGAGGUCCGCGACAUCUCUCUGACCGACUAUGUUUCCCUGCGAAACCCCGUCUACGUCACCCACUCCGCUGGCCGAUAUGCCGUCAAGCGAUUCCGCAAGGCCAACUGCCCUAUCAUUGAGCGGUUGACUAACUCGCUCAUGAUGCACGGCCGCAACAACGGCAAGAAGCUGAUGGCUGUUCGCAUCGUCGCUCACGCCUUCGAGAUCUCCUCGCUUCAGAUUCACCUCAUGACCGACCAGAACCCCAUUCAGGUUGCCGUUGACGCCAUUGUCAACUGCGGUCCCCGUGAAGACUCUACCCGAAUUGGCUCUGCCGGUACCGUCCGUCGUCAGGCCGUCGAUGUCUCCCCCCUGAGGAGAGUCAACCAGGCCAUUGCCCUGCUCACCACCGGUGCCCGCGAGGCUGCUUUCCGCAACGUCAAGUCCAUUGCUGAGUGCUUGGCUGAGGAGCUGAUCAACGCCGCCAAGGGCAGCAGCAACUCAUACGCUAUCAAGAAGAAGGACGAGCUGGAGCGUGUCGCCAAGUCCAACCGAUAA